CUCAUUAUUUCAAAUGCCCGGCUAGAGCCGUCUUAGAGCUACGUCGUGGGCCCGUCAUUGGAAAAUUUGCCAUGAACAAACCGACAUUAAAAGAUGGAGGCACGGCACGGCAGCGCAGGGGGUAGGACGAGAACGCGUAUCUGAACUCAUCCGUGCAAUGCAAUCAGAAUUUCAGCCUCAGAAAUAUAUUAUAUAAUACACGACUCUCGGCCCCAUAUGCGUUAACCGGUAUCGUCGUGUUCUUCUUGUUCCAUUUUUGGUGACUGAGAUGGAAGCAACUUUGUGUAAUCUGCCCUUGUGCGGAACUCAUCACUUUUCUUCCAAUUUAAUGGAAACUCAAGCUGGAAAGUUCAUGUUCGAAGUGAAGCUUCCUCAAUCUUUGAGGUCCAGGUCAUUUCGUCUUCAGUGGGGUCGUUCUUCGAAGCUAGAGUCGCGAUCCAGAUCGAGCAUUCGAGUAUUGGCUUCCAGCUCGAACUCUGUGUAUGAAUCUUCGGUGUCGUCAAAAAUUGAGAAAGAGGAUGAUGGAGGUCUUGUUUGCCCUCCUGGCUAUCGGCCCACGCCUGCUAAUCGCGAGCUGCGGACUCCUCACAGCGGGUAUCACUUUGAUGGGAGUACUCGGAAAUUCUUUGAAGGUUGGUACUUCAAGGUAUCAAUUCCACAGAAGAGGCAGAGUUUCUGCUUCAUGUACUCGGUUGAGAACCCUGCAUUUCCUAAGAAAUUAACAACACUAGAAAUUGCACAAAAUGGACCUCGAUAUACAGGAGUUGGAGCACAAAUUCUUGGUGCUUAUGACAAAUACAUAUGUCAAUACUCUGAAGAGUCUCAAAACUUUUGGGGAAGUAGGCAUGAGCUGAGUCUGGGCAACAGUUUUGCAACUAAAGGAGGGUUUAAGCCUCCAAACAAGGAAGUUCCUCCGGAGGAAUUCCAUACAAAGAUAGUGGAAGGUUUUCAAGUGACUCCGCUUUGGCAUCAAGGAUUUAUUCGUGAUGAUGGCAGGACAAACUAUUUGGAAACUGUAAAAACUGCUCGUUGGGAAUACAGUACCCGCCCAGUUUAUGGCUGGGGAAAUGUUGGAUCUAAGCAGAAGUCAACAGCUGGCUGGCUUGCUGCCUUUCCCGUAUUUGAACCUCAUUGGCAAAUAUGCAUGGCAGGCGGGUUAUCAACAGGUUGGAUUGAGUGGGAUGAUGAAAGGUUUGAGUUUGUAAAUGCCCCUUCUUACAGUGAAAAGAAUUGGGGUGGAGCAUUUCCCAGAAAAUGGUUUUGGGUCCAGUGUAAUAUUUUUGAAGGUGCUCAGGGAGAAGUUGCUCUUACUGUUGGUGGAGGGUUGAGACAACUUCCUGGAUUGACAGAAACCUUUGAAAAUGCUGCAUUGGUUGGAAUCCACUAUGAUGGAAUCUUUUAUGAAUUCGUGCCAUGGAAUGGAACUAUUAACUGGGAAAUAAGUCCUUGGGGCCAUUGGCAUGUUGCUGCGGAAAAUGAAACCCACAAGGUUGAAUUAGAAGCCAAAACAGACGAGCCUGGUUCACCCUUGCGUGCUCCUACAUCAGAAUGCGGCCUUGCCCCAGCUUGCAAAGAUACUUGUUUUGGUAUCUUAAAAUUGCAAAUGUGGGAACGAAGAUUUGAUGGCAGCAAAGGCAAGAUUGUAUUGGAUGUUACAAGUAACAUGGCAGCAUUGGAAGUUGGAGGAGGACCUUGGUUUAAUCCUUGGAAGGGAGAGACUACCACACCAGAGAUCCUCAAGCGUGCUCUUACAGCACCAAUUGAUGUGGAUCAAGCUUUUGACUUGCUUCCACUUUUCAAGCCUCCUGGCUUGUAGUCUGUUGAUCACUGAAUACAGUGGCUGCAGAAGGAAUGAAGUGAACCAUCGCGUUUGUGCUGGUUCGGGCAUCCUUCGUAACAUAUAGUUUUGUCCUCAUACUUCAAAAAGUUUCCCCAAACGACCGGCAGGUUAGAGCCACUUCUCUGUGAAUGGGAUCAGUUCACUUUUCGUUAAAACACAAGUGAAAUUAUUUUGAUUACAAACCCUAACAGAUUGCGAAGUAUCGAUAUUGUGGGGAUCAAGUGGUUUUUUGGAGAAAUAGUAUGCAGAAUAGUUUUAUAAAAUUUUCUACAGAAGUGCUUUAGAAUUGAUCAUAUUUAUUUGUUGUUUGGUUAAGUUAUUUCAAUUUUUGUUAGUACAAACAAGUGGGAUUCGAACUUACCAUUUUUGGAUAGGAAAUAGGUGAUGCGCAUUAAUUCAGUUGUUUGUUCUGUCUU
This is a messenger RNA of Momordica charantia (bitter melon), 2256 nucleotides long. RefSeq names its product tocopherol cyclase, chloroplast / vitamin E deficient 1 (VTE1) / sucrose export defective 1 (SXD1) (gene VTE1). Lineage: Eukaryota; Viridiplantae; Streptophyta; Magnoliopsida; Cucurbitales; Cucurbitaceae. The record is from RefSeq and is a predicted model, not a curated record. Gene Ontology annotation, molecular function: tocopherol cyclase activity.